Phytomonas sp. Hart1 is the source of this 1129-nucleotide messenger RNA. The record is from the annotation of a GenBank genome assembly. NCBI's taxonomy places the organism in Eukaryota, Euglenozoa, Kinetoplastea, Trypanosomatida, Trypanosomatidae.
GAGUAAAACCUUUUGUGUGUUAUUUUACACUUACAAAAAAUUCAUACUGCAAAGCAGCAACACGGAAUAUUAAUUAUAUCGAAUAACAUCAAGAGUAGACAAGGAAACUAAAUCCAUCUACAACACCGAUAACUUUUCUAAAAAUGCUUCGUCUUUCUACUCUUUCCCACAUGGCCCCUUCUGUCAUAAUGCUGAACAAAGGUCACGUCGUCAGUUGGAUGAGUGGUCGUGGGUUCGGGUUUAUCGAAGAUAUGGCUGACAAGAAGCAGCAUUUUGUCCAUUUUUCUGCCUUGCAAACCGAACCCGGCGGCUACCGCGCCCUUUCGGUUGAUCAGGAGGUCGAAUACGAGGUGACUUUCCAGGAUGGCCGUACCCGCGCGGAGAACGUCACGGCUCCCGGGGGAGCCAAACUUCCUUCCGGCACGCGGCCUCCGCAGGGGCCAGGGAUGGGUCAAGGGAUGAGUCAAGGGAUGGGCCGUGGUGGUGGGCGAGGGUUCGCGCGUAAUGAUGACAAUCGUGGGCUUCGUAAUAACCAACGUAGCGGCAAUGGAGGCAAUAGCGGAAACUUUAGCGAUGAUUUUUAACGUCCAGAAAGAAACAGAAAUAAUUAAACACGACGCUGAUGACUACAAACGUACAGAUAUCUAAGAAAGAGAUUAUGAACUAUAUGCCAAGUCACUUAAUUAUAUGGCUUCAGGGAUGUUUCAUUUAUUUUAGACAUAUCUACACCUUUCUCAGCGGUUUCUCCCAAUGAAGCACUAUAUUAGAUGACCAAUGCUGUUUAUCCUUUCUUUGUUUUUUUCUAGUUAGCGUUUAAAAAACUUGAUAUUUUUUUAUUGAAGUGAUAUAGAGUUUAGUAUGAAAUGGUGUAAAUAAAUAACGGGUUCAUCACUGGGGAAUAAGGGAAGAUUUUUUGAGAAAUUUACAGUACAUGGGGGUUAUGAUAUUAUAUAUAUAUAUAUUGUUUCCCCCUGUUCUAUAUAUUUUUUAAAAAAUUAUCUGAUAAUGAAAAUGCCUCAAACGUUCUUAGCAGAUAGCGAAAAAUGAAUUAAGCAUAUAGUAAGGUCAGAUAUCUCACAAAGUAAUAAAAGGAAUGCGAGUGAUUACUAAAUAUAGGCAGAUAGAGAAG